CGUCACUUCCGCCGCGUGGUGCAGGCCGGGAAUGCGAGUCGCGAUUGGCCGGCGCCUGCCCCGCUUUUCAACGUGCUGGGGAGCAGGAAGCGGUAACGGCGGAGCAAGCGCGGCAGGGCGAGGGGCUCCUUGCGACUAGUCCUUUUGCCAUGGAAGCCGAAGAAAUGAUGGAAUGUAUCCAGGAAUUCCCUGAACACUAUAAAGUUAUUUUGGAUAGACUGAAUGAACAACGUGAGCAGGACCAGUUUACGGAUAUCACUCUGAUUGUCGAUGGUCACCAUUUCAAAGCUCAUAAGGCUGUUCUUGCUGCCUGCAGCCAGUUCUUCUACAAAUUCUUCCAAGAUUUCACUCAGGAGCCCUUGGUGGAGAUUGAAGGUGUAAGUAACACAGCAUUUCGUCACCUAAUUGAGUUCACCUAUACAGCAAAACUAAUGGUCCAAGGUGAGGAAGAAGCAAAUGAUGUUUGGAAAGCAGCUGAGUAUCUACAGAUGUUAGAAGUGAUCAAAGCACUUGAAAUCAGGAACAAAGAAAAUUCAUCACCCUUAGAAUCAAAUCAAACGCAAGGUAAAAAUAAACUGAAAAAGAGAAAGAUAGCUGAAACCUCUAAUGUUAUCACAGAAACACUGCCAUCUGCAGAAUCGGAGCCUGUUGAAAUUGAGGUUGAGAUUGCUGAGGGGACAAUUGAAGUGGAAGAUGACAGCAUCGAAACACUUGAAGUAGCUUCUGCAGAGCAAUCUAUAAAGUACAUACAGACAACGAAUACAUCAGAUGAAUCUGCUUUGGCUCUUUUGGCAGAUAUCACCAGUAAGUAUCGUCAGGGAGAGACAAAAUGCCAGAUCCAAGAAGGUGGCGAUAGUGCAACUGAUCCCUCGUGCAAACAGGUAGAAGGUAUUGAAAUUGUGGAACUUCAGCUGUCACACGUGAAGAAUUUAUUCCACUGCGAGAAAUGUAACCGUUCAUUUAAAUUGUUUUACCAUUUUAAGGAACACAUGAAAACACACUCUACUGAGAGUUACAAGUGUGACACAUGCAAUAAAAGGUACCUGCGAGAGAGUGCUUUGAAACAGCACUUCACCUGUUACCACCUUGAUGAAGGUGGUGCCAGUAAGAAGCAAAGACCUGGCAAAAAAAUACAUAUAUGCCAGUACUGUGAUAAGCAGUUUGACCACUUUGGACAUUUUAAAGAGCACCUCCGGAAGCACACAGGUGAAAAACCAUUUGAAUGUCCAAACUGCCAUGAACAUUUUGCUAGGAAUAGCACACUCAAAUGUCACCUGACAGCCUGUCAGUCUGGAGCUGGAGCUAAAAAGGGAAGAAAGAAGCUGUAUGAAUGUCAGGUUUGUAACAGUGUGUUUAACAGCUGGGAUCAAUUUAAAGAUCACUUGGUAAUACACACCGGUGACAAACCCAACCACUGUACCUUAUGUGAUUUGUGGUUUAUGCAAGGCAGUGAGCUGAGAAGGCAUCUCAAAGACAUGCACAAUAUUUCAGAACGAAUAGUGACAGAAGAGGUUCUUCCAGUGGAAGCUGAACCAGUAACAUCAAUGACUAUAAUAGAACAAGUGGAGCAAGUCCAUGUCCUACCAGUAAUUCAGGUACAAGUGGAUCCUGCACAGGUAACUGUGGAACAGAUGCACCAGGAUCUCAUACAGGAAAGUCAAGUGAAAAGCACGCAGAUGGAGGAACUGCAAGAACAGGUGCAAAUUAGUUACUUGGAAGUUGAACACAUUCAGACUGAACAAGGUGCUGAAGUUCAUGUGGAGCAGUUACAUGUUGAGCAUGUAAAUCAAAUACAGAUGGAAGAAGUACAGGCAGAACUUAUAGGUGGAACAGACCUUGAACAAGUAGAAUAUGAAAGUGUUGAUCAAGGAGAAGCAGAAGAAAAGGAAACUAGUCAAGUAGAUGAUGUAGAUAAGGAAGAUCAUGAACAAGCAGAAGACUUAAAUCAACAAUUAGUGGACACACAGAAUGAAAAGGUGGAUGACUAGGACAAAUAACCACACUGUGCAGGUUUAGGAAUUAAAUACCCAAUUAUUUUUGUUAGCUUUUACAUUGGUUUUUGAACCAUCAGCGGUCAUCUUUCCAAUAUGCUGUCCUUAGGAAGCUGGACAAGUGGACCAAAGUUAGCUUUCUUCAUGUACAACUAAACUUCUCAUAUGUGAAAAAUAACUUUCCCAUUCAUGUAAUACCACGGAACAGAAACUACCACAAAGAUGGACAGCUUUGUGAGGAUUUUAAUAAUGAAUAGCUUGUAUCACUGUUACACCAUCCCUGGGUAUAUGUAAGAGUAACUUUACCUCUUUUCCUCUUGCCAUAGAAGCAAACUCUUGUUAUAAAUUUGCAGGGUGUCUGUGGCAGAAGAAUCAGUAAAAUCUGGUGGGUUCUAAUGUAAGUGGCCCAAUCGGGUACCUGCGAAUUUUCUUGGCAGACUGCUGUUUCCUAACAGUGGUCCCUAACUUUCAGGCUGGGGAAAAAAACAUUGUUGCUGUGCCUUUUCAACACUGACUGGUUAAAUUUCCACAAAGCUAGAGUGUUCAAGAACCUAGUUCAGUAAAAGGCAAUGUAGGUAAUGUUAUAGCGCUUUAUAUUUUUGCUUAAAAUUGUCAACUGCUGAUUUUUUUUUUUUCAUUAAAUUUAGGGAGGGGUGAGGGAGGAAAGAUUCCAUGUGGAGGCAGCAGGACACUCUAAAAGGGAUGCUUUAAAUUAGGAAAAGCUCAGUAGAAUCUGUGGUAAACAUGAGAUGGAAGAAAGCUACCAGCAGGCUCUUCUUUUAUAAAUCGUCAUUUUUGAAAAUGAAUAUUUUUAAACAUAAAUAUAGAGAAGACUUGUCUGUAUGGUAUCAGGUUCCUGUUUUUUUAAAAUGAAAUUCUGACACUUGACGCAAAGAUAUUGUACUAAAAGUAAAAGCCAUAGGUAUGAGUGCUAAAAUGUGGAUUGAAAAGUAGGAGUGUAAAUAUUUUAAUCAAUAUUAGACAAUAAAACAAUACCAGCCAUGAAAUAUUGCAUUAUUUGUUUCAUCCAAUAAAUUAGGAACUGAGUGACUGGCAAUUACAGUGCCAGAUCCCAGUGGCAAGAAUCAAUCUCAUUUUAAUAAGAUUAAUAGCUCACUACUGUAAAGUUGUUUAGAAAAUACUUGUCUAGCUCUAUGUUUAAGGAUGCUAAGGACUUCUAAUUCUCAAUUAUUGCCUUGAGAUUAGAGGUGCCUCCAUACUUCUGAAAAACUUUCUUUUCAAAGCUUUAACUAAAGGGAGGAAUUUUUGCAAGGAUGUUCCAUAAUGCUCUUGGUAAUCCUGUAGAUCUUUAGUUAAAAUCAGGCUUUUCUAUUCAGUCUUCUCCAAAUGCAGAAUUAUUUCCUGAGAUUUGUGCUUUUAUUUAGUCUCAUUCAAAAUGAUUCUUGUGUUUCAUCAUAGCAUAGCCUUUGAGAAACUGUUGCAAAACAAACAUGGAUCUCAAUUAAAAUUUCAAACAGUUUGAUUAACAUAACUUGCAUUCUCUUUUUAUGAUGUUUUGUGUUUUCUGAGAUGCAAGUAAUAUGUGAUGAGAUUCUGUGCAGAGGGAAGAAUGUGGCCCAAUGUUAAUCAUGAAAGUAAAAAUUGACUAUUGUAUUUAUACCUGGCUUCUGAUAAGAAGCCCGUCUUUUGAUAACAUGCAGGGGACAGGCCUGCUUGCUUAGCUGCAUAACUAAUUUUUUAGGUAUUUGUGCAUAUAGACACAAGGUCUGUAUCUGUGGAAUUAAAGGAACAAUCUGGCUGUGUGUCUAACCACUGAAACGUAACUUUUAGGUAAUUUAAGGUCCAAUGUAAAUUGAGAAGGUACAUGGUAUUGGUAACAGGGCCAUGGUUUGGUAAGCACAGUUGAGCUAUUUUUUUGUUCUGUUUGAUCUCCCCUUUUCAACAACAGCUUGCGAGUUUGGUAGGAGAGAAACAAUGCUCUGUUGUUGCGCCCAGUGCUGCCUCCAUCCAGACUCCUGCUGAGUCUGGGUGGGAGUGCGGUGGGGGCAUGAGCAAUCCCCUUCUCACCCUGAGGGACAGGGUGAAAGGCUCUCCUCAAGUAAUAACUCCACUGGAAAGCAUUUCCCUUUGUAACUCCCUCUUCCCUAGAAUUUCCUUCUGAAAUGUCUAAAGCCCAAAUUGCUUCUACCAGUGGAGUCCCCCAUGCCUCCUUACUGCAACAGCUGAUACUGGGGGAGGGAUGAUUGACUUGGAGAGUCAGAAGUUCUGGUUGCUCUCUGUAACAGCCACCAUGCUAUCUUCUUUCUGCCCCAAAUGUCUGUAUAGACACACAGACCUCUCCAAACUUUAUAUACCUACGCACCAUUGGAGGAGUUCUUCCCUCUAAAUAAGUAUAUACUGCUGGUCCCCAGAGCACCCUGUGUUAUGUAGGUACUGGUCUGUAGCUUGCAAUGGGGUGGGACAUGGCUGCACUUGUUGCCUGGGGCCUGUGGUGGGCCAUGUCAUGUGGGGUGAAUGCUUGAAUUUAUGCCAAAUGAAACUAAUUGGCUAAAGCAGUGGGGUCUAGGCAGUGAGAAAUUGAAAAGUGGGAAUGAACAAAAACCUGUGACGUGUGUCUGGAUACAAAAUAAAAAGUGAGCAUUAAAUUGAGACCGAAGUUAGGGGUAGACUUGUAGAUUUUUAGAUAAUAUUCAUGAGAAGCCACAAGCUAUUUCUGAAAGGGCAGGGAGGGGAAAGGGAGCUGAUCAAUAGUUUGAGAGCUGCUGAAUUAUUCAGACAAUAUAAGAAAGGAUUAGCUGCUUUUUUUGAAAACAGUUGCCAAAGCAUGUUUCAUCUGCAGGCUUAUGAGGAUGAAAUUAGAUGUCAGUCCUGUGUUAAACCGUCACUAGAGGAGGAUCAUGCAGCCUUUGCUUUGUUUCACGCCUGCAGUGGAACUUUUAAUUAGCUAAUAGUGCAGAAUAUGGUACUCUUACACAUUCUGUAACUCAUUAUUUUGAAUGAGAAAACAUUUAAAUAGAUGUUUAAUUUGGUUGCUUAUUUUUAAGGACUGAAGUAUCUCUUCUAUAGGGACUAUUGUGAAAACGUAACGUGCAGUUAGAUU
This is a messenger RNA of Harpia harpyja (harpy eagle), 5052 nucleotides long. Its product is annotated as zinc finger protein 131-like. Lineage: Eukaryota; Metazoa; Chordata; Aves; Accipitriformes; Accipitridae. Gene Ontology annotation, biological process: regulation of transcription by RNA polymerase II. Gene Ontology annotation, molecular function: DNA-binding transcription factor activity, RNA polymerase II-specific; RNA polymerase II cis-regulatory region sequence-specific DNA binding; protein binding. The record is from RefSeq and is a predicted model, not a curated record. Gene Ontology annotation, cellular component: nucleus.